CCCCAGGACAUCUUCCACCAUGGCCACCUCAGCGAGUUCCCACUUGAACAAAGGCAUCAAGCAGGUGUACAUGUCCCUGCCUCAGGGUGACAAAGUCCAAGCUAUGUAUAUCUGGAUCGACGGUACUGGAAAAGGACUGCGACACAAGACCCGGACCCUGGACAGUGAGCCCAAGUGCAUAGAAGAGGUGCCCGAGUGGAAUUUUGAUGGCUCUAGUACUUUACAGUCUGAAGGCUCCAACGGGGACAUGUCUCUUGUUCCUGCUACCAUGUUUCAGGCCCCUUUCCACAAGGACCCCAACAAGCUGGUGUUCUGUGAAGUCCUAAAGUACAACCGAAAGCCUGCAGAGACCAAUUUAAGAUACACCUGUAAAAGGAUAAUGGACGUGGUGAGCAAUCAGCACCCUUGGUUUGGAAUGGAGCAGAUUUAUACUUUCAUGGGCACAGAUGGACACCCUUUUGGCUGGCCUACUAAUGGCUUCCCUGGGCCCCAAGGUCCAUACUACUGUGGCGUGGGAGCAGACAGAGCCUACGGCAGGGACAUUGUGGAGGCCUACUUGUAGGCUGGCAUCAAGAUCGCGGGGACAAAUGCUGAGGUCAUGCCUGUCCAGUGGGAAUUCCAAAUUGGACCCUGUGAAGGAAUCGAGAUGGAAGAUCACCUCUGGGUGGCCCGGUUCAUCUUGCACCGAGUGUGCGAAGACUUUGGAGUGAUAGCACCCUUUGACCCCAAGCCAAUUCCCGGGAACUGGAAUGGUGCAGGCUGCCACACCAACUUCAGCACCAAGGCCACGCAAGAGAAGGGUCUGAAGUACAUCGAGAGGCUGAGCAAGCGGCACCAGUACCACAUCCGAGCCUACGAUCCCCACGGGGGCCGGGACAAUGCCCGGCGCUUAACAGGAUUCAACGAGACCUCCAACAUCAACGAUUUUUCUGCCUGCGUGGCCAACCCCAGCGCUAGCAUCCGCAUUCCCCAGGCUGUCGGCCAGGAGAAGAAGGGUUACUUUGAAGACCGGCGCCCCUCUGCCAACUGCGACCCCUAUGGGGUGACAGAAGCCCUCAUCCGCACGUGUCUUCUUAAUGAAAUUGGCGAGGAGCCCUUCCAGUACAAAAACUAAGUGGACUAGACUCACAGCCACUGAACCCCUUUUAAUUCUUCAUCCCGCUCCCACUCUCGCUCCCUCUCAAUUGUCAUAAUAGCCGUAACUCAAAGGGCGG
Messenger RNA from Pteronotus mesoamericanus, 1214 nucleotides. RefSeq names its product glutamine synthetase-like. The record is from RefSeq and is a predicted model, not a curated record. Gene Ontology annotation, cellular component: cytoplasm. The transcript has a single exon. Lineage: Eukaryota; Metazoa; Chordata; Mammalia; Chiroptera; Mormoopidae. Gene Ontology annotation, molecular function: glutamine synthetase activity.